Molecule: messenger RNA, 2645 nt
Organism: Aedes aegypti (yellow fever mosquito)
Lineage: Eukaryota; Metazoa; Arthropoda; Insecta; Diptera; Culicidae
Product: polyprenol reductase
Exons: 3
Coding region: 982-1923 (313 amino acids)
Biological process (GO): polyprenol catabolic process; dolichol-linked oligosaccharide biosynthetic process
Cellular component (GO): endoplasmic reticulum
Molecular function (GO): 3-oxo-5-alpha-steroid 4-dehydrogenase activity
Source: RefSeq, a predicted model, not a curated record
GAUAUUUCCACGACACAUAAUUACUGCCGUUCAAUUUGGCAAACGUAACUUUUACGUUGUCGGCCAUCUUUCCACUUCUCACGUUGCACAGUCACUGAAACACUCGGAGAAAAAACGCGAUUCCUCCGGAAAAACAACUGUUCCUUAUAUCCGUCCACUUUAACCGAAACCCUGGGUCCACAACCUGUGGGCAGAGCACCUUGCAGCGUACCGCGGAUUAUACGAAGAAGGACAAAUCGACCGGAAAAGCAAGAGAAACUCGUGACGCGUGCUUUCAGAGGAAAGGAAUAACUUUUAUUGAAACAAUGCUUUUGUUUACAGUUCAAUCAGCACAAAUGAUCAAGAAAUUAUAAAGAAAGGUUUACUCUGUUUUUCGGAACGAGGGGCGCCUGAGUGGUUAUUUUACUCCUAGUUAAAUGUUUCUCAAUGAUAAUUAUCUUUCCGAGGCAUAACGCAUAAUCGUAUCUGUUCUGAGUUGUAUGACACCCAAAAUAGCAAAUUUGGUAAAUACAGCUUUGAUAAUAUUUAUAAGCACUGUUUGCUGUAUUCAAUAAUGUUAAUUUAUUACUUAAAUUCAAAUUUCGAAGAUAGUCAUUUUGAAAAGAAUUUUACUUCCACGUAAAUAACAAAUGCUUACAAUUUGUUAAAAUAAAUUCAAAUUCCUACGUCCCGCGUACGACGGCCACAUGUAGGUACGCAUGUAUUGAGCUCAAUGUAAACAAAUCACAUGGUAGAUAUGCGGUGAUAACCAUCGUACACAUAAGUAACUGGUUUUUUUGGUGAUUCUUUCGGAUGUAUUGGUUUCGGUCUUCUCCACGAAUGCAUUCCUCAGGUGAAAAGAGAUAGCUCUUAAUGUGAAUGGAACGAUCUUCGGUCGUCGUGUCAAACCCGUAGCGGAACAGCAAAUCAAUCACAAAAUCCUGAUCCGAGUGCGUUCACCAAGUGAUGUGGCAUAGCUGAUACGGGACUAAAUCAUUCAAAAUGAUCGAUUCUUUGCUGGAUCUACGCUCGGUCAAUCUGAUCAAUUUUCUGUUCGUGCAGCUGAUUGUGAUUAUUGUGGUGCUGGGCGGUUUGAUUGCCACCAUAGAAAAGUAUUUGCCAACCGCAAUCAGGCAAACGUUCCGCUACGGGAAACAUGCUCUCAAGGGACCCCAAGACCGUUUGGUGUCCCUGUUGGAAGUGCCGAAGUCAUGGUUCAAGCACUUCUACGUGUUUGCUGCCGUUUGGUCCACGGCAGGGUUCUACUUCAUGGCGAGCAAUUACUUCGCUGGACAACCUGCACCCAGCUAUGUGAUUGACUUCCUCGACAUUAUGGCCACCACGAAGCGAACUGCUAGAACCACUCCCACCGAAACAAUGGUAGCCAUCACCCUAAUAACGCUACAAUGCUGGCGAAGGUUUUACGAAACUUGGUUCGUUCAGGUGUUUUCCAACAAGCUGAAAAUGAAUCUGUCCGCCUAUCUGGUGGGAUACAUCCACUACUUUGGCACGGUAGUCGUUAUCCUUUCGCAAGCCGAAGGAUUCAUACGUUCGGAUGGCCUCCCACUGCCAUACAGGUUCGAGCUGACCCCCCGGCUAGCCUUCUGGACCGGGGUGUUCUUCUACGCCUGGCGCUACCAGUUCCAGUCGAAUCUGAUUCUGGCCAACCUGCGGAAAGACCGCACCGGAAAGGUGACCAACCAGAAGCACUCCAUACCGCGGGGUGGGUACUUCGAGCUGGUGUCGUCACCGCAUAUGUUCUUCGAGAUUGUGAUGUACGUUGCCCUGUAUGCAAUUACGGCGAGGAACACGUCUGCGGUGUACGUGCUUGCAUGGGUGCUAUCCAAUCAGACGAUGAAUGCAUGGCUGACGCACCAAUGGUAUCGGGAGAAUUUCGCUGACUAUCCGGCCCGGAGACGUGCCGUGUUUCCUCAUGUGUUGUGAUUGUGCGGGCGGCGAGGGACGCGUGGCUGAUGGGUUUACCCGGUUCGAAACGGAUGUUUUCCUCUCUGGGGUGGAAGGAAGAAGGUAAUGUGGGGUUUUACGAUUCAACGCAAAUUGUUUCGCUUGCGGAUGGUUUCUUGUGCCGGCGUUGCUUCAUGGGUUCGGUAUUUGCAUUGGCAAAGUGUGUGCUGUUUGUUUCUUGUUGUGAUGGAUCGAGCUGUUUGCAGAGUACUACGCAGCAUAAUGUACUUCAAAUACAUUGGGAAAUUGCAACACUAUUAUAAGUUUUUUUGUAAUCAAAAUUGAACCACAUUUUUAGAUAAUCUAACUUGAUUCCACACAUCGUGAAAAUGGUAGAAUUUUUUAGAAAUCAACCAAAGUUUACCUGAUUUUUUAUUAAAUAAAAAAUCUUCUUUAGCUUAGUGAAUUUUAGAAAUUUCCAUCGGUGUUAGAACAUUAACAAAAUAUUAGUUAAUUUUCCGUAAAAUUCUAUGAAUGCCUUUAUAAAAUGCAAAUACUACAAAAAAUCUGGAGUAACACUUGUGCUUGAAAUAUUUCGUUUUUGCAAGAAACGUUCAUACAUUGUCAUACAGUUCCACCCUAGAACACAAAUACAGAGUUUUAAUGAACAUUUUUAUAAUUUAUUUAAAGUAAUUUUACUGGGAUGUUGAUACUGCCUCGAUGAAUUAGUUUUAUUUAUUAUGCAAUUAAAACAUAAAAAA